GGAAGCGCCACAACCAGCAACAGUAUCGAGGUCCCCGCGGCCAGGGCCGCCGCUGUUUUGGCCCCCAAUGUACCUAUCCUGACAUCAGGGACGUUGUCGGUAGAUGCCAUGUGUGCUUGUUGUGCCUGUGCUAGCAGGUGCUAGCACGGGUAGGGAGGCAACGUGAUGCACCAUACGCACACCAAGAGACUAAAAUAGGAAGCACUCGCCUUGUCUCUCUUUGCCUCGACUCCUUCUUUGCCGCUUGAUUUGAUCUCCUUCUCUUUCUCCACGCCAUCCUCGACAACCCCAGGUCUCAUUCGUUUUGAAACAGCGACCAGGUUUUCCGACCUUUACAUUCCUUUUGACCUGUCUAGCCCCUUUGGUCACUCUCUCGUCACUCAUUGUCAUUUCGCUACUGUCUAUAGAUAUUGGGCAUAUCAUAUUUGUAUCAUACUACACACUCUUUCACUCCCCUGUGCGAGUAUGCCGAGCAUUCGCCGGUAACAAAAGAAGUCGGAUACUUGUUACGGAACUUCUAUUUUUUUCGGCAGCGCCGUUUAUCCUUUCUCAACCGCUAUUGGCUGGGACUGCCGUAUACACUACACAAAGAAAAAUAAAGGGACGGAAAAGUUCAAGGCAGAAAAGAGAAAGAAAAGAAAGAAAAAGAUAACCAUGGCUAGUUCGGUAUCAACCCCGGGCUCAGGAAAAGGCGGUCUUCCUGCCCACUAUUUCGACAGAGCAGGGAGUCUGCAGCGCAUGUUGGAGCUGGAGACGCAAUUCAAGCUGGCUAGACUUGGCAUUGGAAGAGCAGAGAGCACUCCGGACUUGAGAAUUCAAAAUCAAGACCUCACUUCUGAGUCGGAUCUGAGAACACUUCAAGAUCGCCGCCGUGACCUGGGACCAACACCCCAAGAGGGAGCGGCAAACGAUGCAAUGCUCAACUCUGUUCGCCGCCGAAGCGUCACAGGCCCGCCACUUUCCAUUGACAUCGUCCCAUCUGCCCGGGCCAAUAGCAAAAACCGCUCCAAGACAGUGAGCUUUGCAGCCCCGGAUGAAGACGAUGAUUCUGACCGUUCUUCUAUAUGCCAAUCACCGGGAUGGGGUGAUCUUGGGUUCAGCAAAAAGAAGAAGAAGAAGGAAAAGGAAAAGUCACCUACCACACCGAAAUCUGCCGAAGAUAAGAAAACUAAGAGGAGGUCGAGGCUCUCCAAGCUUGCACCACGCCGUUCAGCUGCGCAGCCCACAUCUCCAGUUCCUCCUCUGCCCCCGGUGCCCAAACCACCAAGCUCUGUUGCAGGAGAUAGCCAGAUACAACCUACGAAACCUGCCAUCACCCAGCCGUCCGGUAUCUUGAAGACGACCGAAAUGCUGAUCAAGUCGACACCAAUAAGCAACGUCUUCAAUGAAAACUACACUACGUCGACGAAGUCGAGCACGAUGGCCGUAUCAGCGCAGCAACAGCCACAGCCACAGCCGCCGGUGCCGGUCGCCCACGUACCGUUUGACCAAGACCGGGGCUUCGUUGGAGGUAUCAGACUCGAGAGGGAAACAGAAGCAGCCUCCCAGGUCUUAUCCCACUCGCGAAUUCGCUCUAGAAGUGGCUCGCUGUCGCUUUUCCCCAACGCUCGCCCGGUUAUCAACCCACAGCAACGUGUGCCAAUGCAGAGAUCACAGUCCUCGGGCCCGGGCAUAGAUGGUCACCAACACAGCGCCAACCCAGUGGCAAAGAUUCCCAGAAGCGUCACUCUGACAGACGUCCUCAGUACGAGAAACCAUAGAGACACCACGGAGAAGCAAACACCUAGUCACGUCAUGUCCCCAACCCAGGUCGGGUACCCUUCGAGCCAAUCCCUCCUCUAUUCUACAGCCUCGAGGACUGCCGAUUUUUUCCAGGCACGCCAGGAAAAGAACGAGCGUGAGUUGGCGAUGCGGGAGUCCUCGGGCACAGCACAAGUUGGCAAUGCCAGUGUUGUCGCAGUGGGGGCCCAUCAUGACGUCCAAAACUUUGAGUUUCCAAAAUCAGCGCAUAACACAGGCGAUUUUAAGCAGCAGCUUCGGAAACAACCACCAUUGUAUGCCAUGCCCAACAAUACAUUUUCGCCGCUUCAGGGGGACCUUCAGUGGCAGCAGCAGUCACCAAUCUCGGGGCCGGUUGGCUCUAUUUCAUCAUUUGCAAGCAACAUGGAUCAGCGCUCCAUGUAUGCCCAAUCAGUCGGCCAAGAUGCUCAACGAGACGCCAGUGUUGGGAAUAAAGGGCUUUCGCCUCCUCCACGCCAAGCAUAUGCGCAGUCAUAUCAUAGUGGCUCCUCAUCCGCUGGCGAGGACCAGUCACCACCUAAUGUCAAGACGGUGUAUUUAAGCAACAGAGGGACCUCGCAGUCGCCCCCUCACAGCGGAACAGCGCGAUCAUUCAAGGAGAAGGCCAUGGCGAUGUUGAGAUCGCCAACAGCCGAAUCUGCUCCCGUCAUCACUGGUCCUUUCAACCCGCGCGGCACAGGCCUCUCUUUCCAUGAAGGAGGCCCUGAGCCGGAAAUCUCUACAUCUGUGGAGCAGCUUGUCGCUGCGCCCUCACGAAGGGCUGGUCAGGCUUCGGGUAGCUCAUCAACCUCGUCUUUUGACGACUCGUACAUGACGUCGCUAAACACUACUCCAGACAGCUCAAGGCCCCAGUCGGCCAAGGAGAUGCCUGCAAUAGUCACCGAGAUGACAAACGUGCCAGGGCGUGGUAAGAUCGUGGCAAACGACAGUAGGACUCAUCGUCACUCUCAUCAGGCCUCUCUAGUUAUGAUGAAGCAGCCGUCUCUCAGAAGCCGGUUGAAGAGAUCAUCAAGCACCUACUCUCAGGUGGACUCACCGUUUCACCUGGAGGCCAGUGCCAAGUAUGAGUUUUCAAACGGCAAGCCUGUGCUCUCGACACCUGUACCAAGCCAAAAGGGCGAGUCCUUUGUUAUUGACUUUUCGGAGCUGGUGGCAACCGGAGAUAAAAUCGAGGGCACAGAGCCCACGCAGGCCUUGGUCAAGACAAACAGCCGAGACGAACAGCCAAACGGACGCGUGUGGCACAAUAUUGCCAACUCGGUCGAUUCGGUCGACUCUGAGCCCUCGGACCUAAGCAGGGCCACAUCCCAAGAGGAGUCGGAUGGGUCCUCCACCGCUGUCGACGUGUCUUUCCUGCCUCCCCUUAAACAUGAACCCUUCAUUCCUCCCAAGUCGAGGGCGAGGAAGAGCAGGAUGCUCAGGAGCACUGAGAGUACAGACGACGACGAGUCCACAGCACCAAGGAUUGCCAUAGCCGUGGAGCACCCGCAGCUGGCCACGGGAGCGGCCUACCUCAGAGAGGCUAGGAAAUCCGUCCUCAUGCCUCCAUCGCUCAUCUCGAUGCCCCAAUCAAAGCCACCCAAGAUCCCAGCAAGACUGGCGCUCGCGCCCCCGAUCUCAAUGGUCAUACCCAAGGCAGCAAAGACACCCAAGCCCAUUCUCGCAAACUCGUCGGCCAACAGACUCUCGGCCCAAACGAUCAUGAUACCACCUGCAAUCCCCGCCCCCGAAAAGGCAUCUGCCCCUGCGGGGGUAACGGUGUCGAGGCGGUCGCUGCUCCCACCGCCCUCGCCGUCCUCGACCGCCAACGCAGUGGUGAUCAAGAAGACGGCACCACCGCCUGAGCUGCUUGGGCAAAAGGUGGCCAAGAUGUUGGUCGAGUGCUGUAGCUGCCGUUUCCUGCACGACAUGCCCAGCCGCGUGUACGAGUGCAUGGUGAGCCCGGACGCGGUGGUUGAAGAUCACGCGAUGGGCAUCAGCGGCGCCAUCACGACCAUGGUCAAGUGCCCCUGGUGCGCCCACAACAUGAGCACCAGCUGCUGCGCUGGAUAUGCUGCCGUCAUCCAUCUGACUGAGAGGAUGCACUAG
Molecule: messenger RNA, 3888 nt
Organism: Pyricularia grisea
Lineage: Eukaryota; Fungi; Ascomycota; Sordariomycetes; Magnaporthales; Pyriculariaceae
Exons: 2
Coding region: 655-3888 (1077 amino acids)
Source: RefSeq, a predicted model, not a curated record